AUGGUCGAGGUGUCGUUCGGCGCGACGUCGUCGGCGCUGAGCGACCGGCGCGAGUUCCCGCUCUUCUUCCGCACCGCCGCCCCCGACUCCUCGCACAACCGCGCGCGCCUGGCGCUGGUGCGCGCCUUCGGCUGGGACACCGUCGCCGCGCUCUCGCAGCACCAGGACGUCUUCUCGCUGGCUGUGAACGACCUGGUGACGCAGCUGGAGCAGGCGAACGUGACGUGCGCGGCCACCGUCACCUUCUCCGAGGCGGACGUCGAGGACCAGCUGCGCGCGCUCAGGGAUAUGGAUACACGAAUCAUCAUUGGCAGCUUUUCCCCCGAGAUGGCUCCUAAGAUCUUUUGCGAGGCGCACCGCCUGGGGAUGUUCGGGCCGGACUACGCGUGGCUGGUGCCGGGCGGGCCGGACGCGGCGUGGUGGCGCGCCAGGGGCCCCCGCGGCGCCACCGCCGCCGCCGCCGCCUCCGCCUCCUCCACGGCCUCCGCCGGCGCCGCGGGCGCGGGCGCUGGCCCGGGCUGCGAGCCACGCCAUCUCGCCGCCGCCGUGCAGGGCCUGCUGCUGGUCUCCGGCCACACCCGCGCCGCCGGCGGCGCCCCGCCCGCCGCGGGACUG
Gryllus bimaculatus (two-spotted cricket) is the source of this 615-nucleotide messenger RNA. Lineage: Eukaryota; Metazoa; Arthropoda; Insecta; Orthoptera; Gryllidae. The record is from the annotation of a GenBank genome assembly.